GGCGACUUCAGCUCGUUUCCUUUCGGCGCGAAGUAGAGGCGUCGGCCUCGGGGCACUUCGCAGCUCCUGGGAGAGGAUGGUGGCGCUUGGAGGGCGCGCACCGCGGGAGGGGGCUGACCUGGACGAAGCGCCCACCAGCCACCACCACCCGCUGUGGGCCAGCCCCUUCUUGGCACCUCCCUCCGACAGCCGCCUCGGGCUCGGCGCCGGCCACGUCUGAAAGCGCCUCAUUGUCUGUUUGCGGCGCGACCCGGCGAGGCGGCUGUCGAGCAAGCAGCCUCCCUGGUCUCCGUAGCCGGCCCCUCCUGCCUGCCCUCUCCUUCCCGAAUUUCCUGCGUCUCUCUGGACGAAGCGCUGGCGGCUUUAAGCCGAGUUGUGCUCUACUUCAGCCAGAAUGGUGAGGCUCCGAAUUUCCAACACCACCAUUGCACUUUUCCUUGUGAUUCAGACAGGAUUUCUACUGUUUCUGUGUGCUCAACAUGGCAGCUUUAUGUCUCAUUCUGAGGAGAAGCUGCCCCAGGUGCACAUCCUCAUCCUCUCCUCGUGGAGGUCGGGGUCUUCCUUCGUCGGGCAGCUCUUCAGCCAGCACCCCGAUGUCUUCUACUUGAUGGAGCCAGCCUGGCACGUGUGGGUAACCAUGUACCAAAACAGUGCCAAGGUCUUGCACAUGGCGGUGCGGGACCUCGUCCGGUCUGUCUUCAAGUGCGACAUGUCUGUCUUUGAUGCCUACAUGCCACGGAAGAGAAACUUGUCAGAUCUUUUCCAGUGGGCAGUGAGUCGGGCGUUAUGCACAGAUCCUGCUUGUGAAUUCUUCCAUCGUACUGAUAUUACUAGUGAAAAUGCCUGCAAGAGUCUCUGUGGGAAGUACCCUUUCAGCAAAGCAGAAGAGGCCUGCAAGACCUACAGCCAUGUUGUCCUGAAGGAGGUCCGGAUCUUUGACCUCAAGGUGCUCUAUCCUCUCCUCACUGACUCCUCCCUGAACCUCAAAAUCAUCCACCUGAUACGUGACCCCAGGGCUGUUGUGAAAUCCCGGGAACAAUCAGCAAAAGCCCUUGCCCGUGACAAUGGGAUAGUUCUGAGCAUGAAUGGGACUAAAGUGGAAGAUGGCCAGUACAAGGUCUUGCAGGAGAUCUGUAGAAGCCAUGUUCAGAUUUAUGAAACAGCAACUGUGAAACCUCCAGAUUUUCUAAAAGAUCGUUACUUGAUGAUCCGAUUUGAAGAUCUCAUACGAGAUCCCUCAGUGGAAAUUACAACAAUGUAUAAAUUUGCAGGGCUUCACUUGACCAACAAACUUGAAAACUGGAUCUAUAAUAUCACCCACGGACAAGCGCCAAGUAGGAAGAGGGAGGCCUUCCAAAUCACUUCUCGAGACGCAGUGAACGUCUCCCAGGCAUGGAGGAACAUUCUUUCCUUUCAGAAAGUCAAGAGAGUGCAAGAAGUUUGCAAAGGUGCCCUCAAUAUACUUGGGUAUCAAUUUGUAGAUACUGAGAAAGAGCAAAAGGAUUUAUCUUUAGACUUAGUGUUGCCACAUCGAAAAAGUCAGUUCAGCUGGGCAUCCUUUAGUCAAAACUAGGUGAAGUAUUACUAUCUAUAUUCUUCAUUGACAGGUACCUGGAAAAUGCUUACUUUGAUUGUUGAAUCAUGUACUUCUAGUAAUUGCUCUUAUCCUUCUUCCUUUUUGCUAUGUGCAUAAACCUGAGCAAAUGGAGCCAAAGGGUGAUAGUUUGCAGAUGCAUAUCAGCUUGGAUCAGUUGUUGUACCACACUGUCAUACAGUAUUUGUAGCUUUCAGAACUGAAGGAAGUUAUGUAGCUGCUGCCCUUCUUAUUUAACAGCAAUGCAGAACUUCCAGAAACUGAAUUGCAUUCCACACAAUGGUUCAGUACAAGAGAAUUUCCCUUUACCUUUGAGAAAAAGGUAAGGAAAUAAUUGGGGUAUUCUCUGUUCUGCAUUCUUGCAUGUUUUUUUAAAUCAACAUAUUUUCACAAGCUGGACUGUACAGUUACUGAUACUUGGAGAUAAGCUUUGAUCCUCUUUGCUCAUUUUAAUUGACCAUCUGAAUGGUCACCUUGUUCGGGGUGGAGGAGCUGGAAGAAAGUUCACUGUUGCUGUUCCAGUGAACCAUUGGGCUGCUCUGUUGACAGACCAUGGACUGGUCCCUAAAAUCACUUAUCAUGUUGCUUUCUUGUGUAUGUGUGUGAGAGAAAUCUCUUCUAAUGAAAGCCAUCACGGAACAUGUAAUCUUGCGUGUUUCAUAGCUGAUCAAAAAAGAAAAUGGUAACGGAAAAGGAAGGCUUCUUUACAGUCCUGUUCUGCCAGAGACACAGUGGAAGGCUGGGUCAGGUGCCUGUCCUCCUCCUCCUCCACAGCAAAAUGACAUCAAAUUGGACACUUGAAUGUUAUAAAGAUUGUUAAAUGUUGGUGAAUGUGGCUGCUGUAUGCAGGGACUUGGGCAGAGUUUUCCAACAGAACCUGCCAGCUGUUCUUUAUCUUUUUCUGGGGCCAGCAGGACUCAUCAGUCAUGGCAUCAGUUUUGAAUGCCAUAGAGACUGUCAAGGGCCUCAGAUAUUUCCCUGGGGCUGGGGAGUUUUCCUUUCCCUUGGAUGAAAUGCUUCAACCAAAGGUGCACUUAAUUGUCUGGAACCUUUACUGUUAAUCCUGCAUCAAAAGUGCAGAGAAGUGUGUAUGGGUCCAGCAGUAGAAAAAAGCACGGGUGCAAAUGAGAAGAGGAGUGGAUAAUUUCUCAAAUGUGAAGUGUUGGAAAUCAGUAGUGCCUCUGAAACACACCCACCCUGUUCAUGAUUUGGAAGCCGUGCAGCCAAAUUCCAGACUGAGGUGAGGAGAGGGUUGUGUUGGAGGAAAUGUGUUCUGUUUAUACUCUUUUUUCCACACUCGUAUUCAACAUGCUCUGUCUGAACGCUGCCAUUAAAAAUGGACUGUGGGGCUCCCUUCUAGUUAAGGUUUGGGUGUGGGGCUGCACCCUCACUAAUCUGUACCUUUGUAUGUUAAUGAAAGUGUUAUUUCCAUGAGUCUGUGAUGAAUUCUCACUUAGAGAACUGUUGGCUAAUCUGGUUUCCAUGAAGAAGGAUAGAGUAAAUGUGAUUGAGUUGACCAUUAUGUUAUCCUUAAAUUGGGGGUUUCAGACUGGAUGAGGGUGAGGGAUGAGAUCAGCCAGAUGCUUCAAAAACCGCAAAUAGCACAGAGAUAAAUUAUUAAUAAUCUGAGAAUAUUCAAAAGACAUGGGGGGAAUUUCUGCACACUCUACCAAGUUACCGUAGGGAAUUGUUUGCACUGGAUGUUGUGAUUACUUCUGCUG
Molecule: messenger RNA, 3315 nt
Organism: Rhineura floridana
Lineage: Eukaryota; Metazoa; Chordata; Lepidosauria; Squamata; Rhineuridae
Product: carbohydrate sulfotransferase 5-like
Exons: 2
Coding region: 395-1573 (392 amino acids)
Biological process (GO): keratan sulfate proteoglycan biosynthetic process; carbohydrate metabolic process; N-acetylglucosamine metabolic process
Cellular component (GO): Golgi membrane
Molecular function (GO): N-acetylglucosamine 6-O-sulfotransferase activity
Source: RefSeq, a predicted model, not a curated record